AUGAUACCAUAUGUUCGAAAGAUCAAUCUCACUGACGAUAAUAAAAGGACUAAAAGAAAACCUCCAAAGCUUUGCCCCGAUUGUAACGAGUCCGAUAAUUUUAACAAAUUAUUUUCUAAUAAAUUCAAUAGAAUUGAAGAAAUGGUUGCCAAUAUAUAUAAUAAUCUUCAAAAAAAGAAGACUGAAAAUUUCUCAAUAUAUAAUGAAAAAUUUAAUCUUAACAAUGUUCCUUGCGAAAUAGAAUACGAUUUGAAAAAUUUCACUUUACAAGAAUUAGAAAAACUAGGAAAAUUUACAAUAAAAAAUUCUAAUGUUGACAAAUAUCCAUCUUAUACUUCCCCUAUAAAAAACGAGAAUGAAGAAUUUACUAUUGAUAAUGUUCCUAAUUUGCCAAAUUUUACUUUAGAUGAAUUAGAAGAAUCAGCAACACAAGAUUUCAAUGACGAUAAUAAUCAUGAGAAUGAAAAUUUUAUUCUCAACAAUGUUCCUUAUAAUAUCAAUGAUCAAUAUACUCUUUUAAAAAAUAAUGAAUUUUCUGAUUCUGACCCUCAAUCAUUUUCUGAACAUCGAUUUCAUGAGAGUUUAGCUGAUUAUUGUAAAACUGAUUCAAAUAAUGAUUCAGUUCAAUCAAGUUUGCCUAUAUCUACUGUUCAAGAAAUCCAAAUUCCUAUAACUCCAACUCAGGCUCAAGUUUCUGCAACACAAAAAAUUCAAAAUUCAAGUCAAUAUAUCAAGGAAAGUAAAGACUUCAGUAACAGUAUCUUUAAAUAUUUUAUUAAAACAAGGUCAUGA
This is a messenger RNA of Funneliformis mosseae, 792 nucleotides long. NCBI's taxonomy places the organism in Eukaryota, Fungi, Glomeromycota, Glomeromycetes, Glomerales, Glomeraceae. The record is from the annotation of a GenBank genome assembly.